CAUCUUGGAUGUGCGGAGUGAUUGUUUAGCGAGAAGAAUUGACAAUUUGUUUUAAAAAUUAAGCCUUUUUUAUUGAAUCGCUGAAGUUUUAUCGUGGUGUAGCGACUGAGAAACUCAACCUCGACGUGGAGGAAUCCAGUGAGAGAAGGCAUGAAGACAUCAUCUUAGUCAUCAGUCAUGGCCGAUAAAAGGAAACUUCAAGGUGAAAUAGAUCGAUGUCUGAAAAAAGUAGCGGAGGGAGUGGAGCAGUUUGAAGACAUUUGGCAAAAGCUUCACAAUGCAGCUAACGCAAACCAGAAGGAGAAGUAUGAAGCCGAUCUCAAGAAAGAGAUUAAAAAGCUCCAGCGUCUUCGAGACCAGAUCAAGACGUGGGUGGCAUCCAACGAGAUCAAAGACAAGAGGCAGCUAAUAGAGAACCGCAAACUCAUAGAAACGCAAAUGGAGCGGUUCAAGAUUGUGGAAAGAGAAACCAAGACGAAAGCAUAUUCGAAAGAAGGCCUUGGUCUUGCUCAGAAAGUGGAUCCAGCUCAGAGGGAGAAGGAGGAAGUCGGCACGUGGCUAACGAACACAAUAGACACGCUGAACAUGCAGGUGGACCAGUUUGAGAGCGAAGUGGAGUCUCUUUCGGUCCAGACCAGGAAAAAGAAAGGAGACAAAGAGAAGCAGGAUCGGAUCGAGGAGCUGAAAAAGUUCAUCGAGAAGCAUCGGUACCACAUCCGAAUGCUGGAGACGAUACUGAGGAUGCUGGACAACGACUCGGUGCAGGUUGAAGCCAUCAAAAAGAUCAAGGAUGAUGUAGAGUACUACAUAGACUCAUCGCAGGACCCAGACUUUGAAGAGAACGAGUUCCUGUACGACGACCUGGACCUGGACGACAUUCCUCAGUCGUUGGUCGCCACCUCCCCACCGGGACACUCGCAUUUGGAAGAUGAGAUCUUCCAGAACUCCAGCAGCACACCCACCUCCACCACAUCAUCCUCUCCCAUCCCCCCUUCACCUGCCACUUGCACUACGGAAAACUCAGAAGACGACAAGAAGCGGGGACGUUCAACAGACAGUGAAGUUAGCCAGUCACCUGUGAAGAACGGGAAUCCCUCCUCUUUGUUGUCUUCCUCUUCCUCCUCUUCUUCUUCCGUCUCGGGACUGACCUCAUCCUCUCUGGUCUCUAUGGCGACCAUCGCUGUUGGAGGAAGCAGCGGAUCCGGGGGCAACAGCCAUCACAGCAGCAUCUCCAACACUUUGACUGGCAGCUACAGUAACGCCACCCAGCAGUCACCUCACACGUCGGCGCAGCAGCAGGCCAAAAACUCAGCGAGCUCCUCGGCUCCUAUCUCCAACUCUAGCGCCUCUACCAACAGCCACAGCGCCUCCUCAGAAUCCUCGCCACCAAAUGCCAGCAUACAAGGGCUCCUUACUUUGAACUCCCAGCCCCAGGCGCUUUUGGGUCCCACAUCGACCUCUAACAGCCUCGGCCUCAGUCUGGGACUCUCUCUGGGGAAAGGCAUCAUGUCCGGUUCCAUCCCCACCAGCCCGAUGUCGGGGAGCCUCGGCCUGUCAGGGAUGCCGGCAUCUCUGAGCACGAUGGCGAGCCUUCUGUCCAGCUCCACCCCAACUCCUUACGCCCAGGCAGCCGCCUUAGGCACGGGCAGCUCAGGCUUACCGGGCUCUCUCGGGGGUGUCAGCACUACAACAACCAACAGCGGGUUGGGCGCCAUCGGCAGUGGAAGCAUCACAGUCGGCGGGCUGACGUCUUUGACGGGAGACCUGCUCGGCGCAGCUUCAGGAUUGGGCAGCAUCGGCUCCGGCAUUCUGGGUUUGAGUUCCGCCCAGUCAGGAGUGCAGGGGUCUUCCCUGUUGUCACAGAGUCCAGUAGGAAGUCUAGCUCCAGGAAGUGGGAUCGGCGUUAUCGGAAGCAGCGGAGGCAGCUCGGGGUCAACGGGCAGCGGCGUAGUCGGAGGAAGCUCAUCGCUGUCGGUCCGACCGCUGAGCCAACAGAAGCAGAACUGCAGCACUAGUUACAGUUCUGUGGUAGCAGACAGCACAAUAGACUCCGCCCUCAACAGUGCCAGCCAAUCACAAAGCAGCCAAUCUUCAUGUUUGACCUCCACAGCCAAUCCGCUUAAGGACACCGGUCCCAGUUUACUGGGUUCUUUGAGUUUGUCAUCCAGCUCCCCGUCACCGGCCUACAGCGAGGCUAAAACAUCGAGCCUGCUGAACGGACCGCUGUCCUACUCACCACCCGAAAGCAUCAAGCCCCAGGAGUCUCUGAGCAGCCUCAAGUCUAUCUCCGACCAAGCAGCACUCAGCUCAGGGAUUGAGGGAGACGUGGCCUCCCUGCACCUUACUCCAGACAUCUUCCCCAGCAGCACUACGGCCCAGUCAGGCUCCUCAUCAGCACCGCAGCCCUCGCUGUCAGAGGUCAGCAUCCUCCCAUCAUUGGGGGUCUGUCCGCUGGGGCCGGUUCCCCUUUCCAAAGACCAGCUCUUCCAACAGGCCAUGCAGGAAGCAGUGUGGAUGCACAUGCCCCACCCGUCCGACUCAGAGAGAAUCAGGCAGUAUCUUAUGAGGAACCCCUGCCCCACCCCACCUUUCCACCACCAGAUGCCACCUCCCCACUCUGACACUGUAGAGUUUUACCAGAGGCUUUCCACAGAGACUCUCUUUUUCAUCUUUUACUACCUGGAGGGCACUAAAGCCCAGUACCUGGCAGCCAAAGCCCUGAAAAAACAAUCAUGGAGGUUCCACACAAAAUACAUGAUGUGGUUUCAGAGGCACGAAGAGCCCAAGACCAUCACCGACGAGUUUGAGCAGGGAACAUACAUUUACUUUGACUACGAGAAGUGGGGCCAGAGAAAAAAGGAGGGCUUCACGUUCGAGUAUCGGUACCUAGAGGACCGAGACCUCCAGUGACCUGCACAGAAACAGACGGACGGACAGCUGAGAAAGUAAGAGAGGGACGGAUGGAUGGACAGACUGAUUAAAGGAAGAGUGAUCCGCCUGCUGACAUUCCUGGACUCGACCUCAGCUCUCUGAUGAAAGGAGACCGGAGGGCCAGGGGGUAGGAGGGGGGCGUGGAUGGGUUUGAAACCCCCCUUCCCCUCCCAACUGACUCUCCAACCCCGCCUUACCAUCCUCACCUUGGCAGUGACAACUCCUACCCUUUCUCACUUCUCUUCCUUCUCUUCCUCUCCACCGUCACACCUUUUUUUUGCAUCCUUUAUCGACAACCACAUCCAAACUCACGCACCGUCGGACCAUCACGUGAUUUCCCUCUGGUUUUGUUGGCUCCACAAGCUGUUGAGGCUUCAGCCCCACGAGGACCAAAGAGAUUUAGUGAACCACUUCUCAUAGCAGCUAAAGCAGCUGAAGAGUUCCCCUCGUCUGCGCUGCAGCAGCUUUGCAGGCAUGCGUUUUUGCAGUUCAGCGUCUUAUAGAUUUGUUGGCGCACAUCAAAUCUAAAAGCUGAUUUUUUAAAAUGUAUUUUCACAUCGUAUCCAGCAGCAGGACAAGAAAUUAAUGUUACAUUAGAGGAGAUUCAAACCAACUCAGGAUCGUUGCACUGGUUUUUGAUUUGCAGCCUUUUUUUUUUUUUUUUUUACACACGAGACAAACGUGUUGCAGUUUACCAAGAAUAAAUCGUACGAGAAGAACGGCGAAUAGUUUUGCAGUUUAUGUGCACUAACGCAUAAAAAGGCACCAAAACAUCUUUGAUGUUCUUAAUCUGACCUGAAUUUUCUGGAUUA
This is a messenger RNA of Nematolebias whitei (Rio pearlfish), 3743 nucleotides long. RefSeq names its product CCR4-NOT transcription complex, subunit 3b (gene cnot3b). NCBI's taxonomy places the organism in Eukaryota, Metazoa, Chordata, Actinopteri, Cyprinodontiformes, Rivulidae. Gene Ontology annotation, biological process: regulation of stem cell population maintenance; regulation of DNA-templated transcription; nuclear-transcribed mRNA poly(A) tail shortening. The record is from RefSeq and is a predicted model, not a curated record. Bases 178 to 2910 code for a protein of 910 amino acids. The transcript is spliced from 19 exons. Gene Ontology annotation, cellular component: nucleus; P-body; CCR4-NOT core complex.